AUGUUAAAUCGGACCCCGACCCUUGUCCUCGAGUACCUGAUAAUCCUGAACAACACGAAGACGGGCGUGGUUAAGAAUAUGACCGUCCCAGUUGGCACGAAUACUGCCACAUUAACGGACCUGACCGGUGACUCGCUGUAUGUCAUAACAAUACGAGGCGUGUCUAAGCACGGGGCGGGAGCGCCUUACGCGCCUAUACAGAUCCAGUCCCCCAGGGGAGCUCCCACGGCCGCACCGGAAGGAGCUGAAGCCACUAACUUAAACAGUACGGCGGUGUCACUGAACUGGAGCCCAAUUCCCCCGGAGUAUGCUAAUGCGCCACUACUGGGCUACAGCUUGAUUGCUACUCCGCUGAACGGGACGAGUGCUGGCGCACAUAACUCUAUAUCUGUUUUCACGUGCAAUACGUCAGUUGCGAUAGCAGGACUUGCCGUGUACACGGCCUAUGCGUUGGAACUUCGUGCGUUUAAUGAACCCGGAUUCGGACCGCCGUCGAAUACGACCUUUGUGACCGGCGAGGAAGCGCCUGACGCAAGCCCGGCCAUCACUGGCAUCACUGACGUCACCGCCACUACCGCCCUUAUGAGAUGGAGCCCACUUCCGGCCAUCCUCUUGAAUGGCUUGUUGCGCUCUUACAUCAUCACCAUUACUAAUAAUGCAACCGGUUCUUCGGUUAGCGUGACCGCGCCAGGUCACGUGAAUGAGUUCAUGCUGAGGGGGCUAAUGUCAUCCACAACUUAUGACGUCACACUUCGAGCCAUUACCAUAGCAGCUGGGCCUGCCGCUGGAAUACUGGUGAAUACUUCUGAGAUGAGCGAGCCCGUUACCACGACCAGUAACGUAACAGCGUCCAACAUUUCCCCGAACUCAAGCACGAUCACGUGGCAACACUCUCCUGCCGAGGAGACCUCGGGCGAGCUAAAGGGUUACCGUGUGCGCGUAUAUGACUCGCUUCGAGACUCGAACUCUACUUACCUGAUGUGUAUGGGGAACAGGUCCGCACAACUGGCAGACCUUGACCCGUACACGCGUUACGAGGUCUACGUGAGUGUGUUUAACGCGUUAUGGACUGGUCGUGAAUCACCUACUGGGAAGUUCAUAACGUCGGAAGGAGUUCCCUCAAAACCGCCUCAAAACCUUACAGCACACAACACCAGUUCCACCACGCUAGCUCUCUCAUUUCGCCCCCCGGAAAAGUACUUCGUAAAUGGCAAGCUCCGGGGGUACAAUGUCACAUGGCGUGAGACUCUCUUGCUGGACGCCGAGGUAUUCAGUCGGACGGUAAUCGUGACAUCUUCGGCAAAGAGGCGAAGACGAGCAGUAGAAACAAGCGAUCAAGAGAGCUUGCAGCUCGAUGGACUUAAGAAAUACACAACGUAUACCAUCACUGUGGCAGCGUUCACGAUAGGAGACGGUCCCUUCUUGGAGGUCAACGCUACGACGGCAGAGGACGUUCCCAGUCUUCCGCCGCCCAAUGUUAUUGCCUACAAUACUAGUUCUACGUCAAUCGCGGUUUCCUGGCAACACAUCCCCGAGGGUCACGUGCACGGCAUCCUUCUUGGCUACCACGUGUUUGUGACGCCCUAUUCUAACGUCACUCCAUCGGUUUACGUGAUUGGUCCGACGAAGUAUAACGUGAUGAUAGGAAACCUUGGCAAGUACACGGAGUACCACAUAUCUGUGGCCGGCUUUACACUUCCGGGGACUGGGAACGUGUCUGAGAUUGUGACGACAUACACUGAUGAGGAUGUACCGGACAGCCCCCCGCUCUCACUGUACGGGGAGGGGCCUACACCAACCUCCCUGUCACUCACUUGGCAACCCGUACCCACCCCCCAGCGGAACGGAAUUAUACUCGGUUACACAGUCAACAUCCGGCUCAACGACACCUCACUCGAUAACAGCACCCUGCCCUGGAACACGACCGUGCUGCCAGACGCUGCGAUCCUGUCGCUCGAGGUACCCGGGUUGGCGGCAUGGACGGCGCAUCGCGUGAGAAUCAACGCGUUCACCAGAAUCGGGCCUGGGCCGUGGAGCGCAGAUGUGGUGAUAACAGGAGACAGAAUCCCUCCUCCUCCGACUGACGUCAACACAAUCAACAUCACCUCGACCUCCAUCACGGUCACGUGGACAGGUAUAGAUACUUCCACACUAAGAGUACCCCUGAGGGGUUACCGAGUCUUGUAUUCCGCAAACAGCAGCAUCUUCUCUGAUGAGACCAUGAAUGUAACUGCGCCAGCGGGAGCCGUGUCAAAGGUGGUCAGCGGUCUGCACGAGUUUACCGACUACAACUUCUGGGUUCUUGCGAUCGUUGACGUCGAUGGCAUUCCCAGUGAGAUGGUCUCUGACCGGACAUUGCCGGACGUGCCAUCCUCAUCGCCGACUAUCUUGUCGAAGCUCACGUUGUCAGCGGAUUCCCUCAUGCUGGUGUUUGUGCCUCCUCCACCCGAAGACAUAAAUGGCGUCAUUUCUAGCUACGAGGUGACCUUGGAGAGUGUGAACGCGUCGAGUGUGAUAUCGCGUACGUCUUAUGGCCCUACAGAAAGGAUCGUCACCCUUUCAGGCCUAAAGGAGGGUGUUCUAUACAAUAUCAGCGUCAUUGCAGUCAACCAGGUCGGUUCCAGUCCCCCCGCAAGCGAAGCCACCAAGCUACACGAGAACAGUGUAGCGCAGAACCGGUAUUCUGCAGACACAAUACCUCUUGACUGGCCCCAGUUCCCUCCUGAAGUUACCCACGGCGCGAUUAUCAACUACCGCGUGCGUUAUCGACUCGUGGAGCUUGGGGGCGACCCUAUUCGCGACUCACCCACCAAAGAAAUACUUGUACCAGGACCACCUCUGAACUUGACAGACCUAGAAACGUUCGCAAAGUAUGAAGUCGAGAUUGUCUGGCUAACGAGUGAUUCGGUUGGACCGGAGAUAAUCGUCUUUGCAGAGACUUGUCGCUGCCGUGACAGGCUGAUCACGAACUGGCGCCCGUACAACCCCUACACGUACGACUCCCAGGCCAACGGUGAGCCCGAGGGCAUCAUUCCAGCGGUGGUACGCGAGAUGGCAGUCGCGUGCUGUGAAAAAUGUCUCGCGUUUGGCUUUUCCCGCGUCGAUUUUGAAAUAAGCGCUGAUGGAAUACCCGCCGAGAAGUCCAACGAGAAGGAGUUAUUAGGUAACAUCUCUGAAGCUGUGGAUUUUAGUUUCCCUGUGUAUGGCUCGCGAGAUCAGUUGAAGUACAAGUCGGGCUUCAUGUAUCGAGCGCUGGUCGAGUCCCCGGGGUUCGUGUACAUUGUGAAUACAGACAGCGGUAAGAGCCCGGCCAUGAUGCUCAUCGCGGCGCUACUCACCGUCGUGCCCUACCUUGUACUAACCAUCGCACUUGCCUACAUCGCGGGCUUCGUGCUCUGGGCUAUAGAUCGUCGUGCCAAUCCUGAGUUUUUCCCGCCAUCUUACAUCCGGGGACAGUACGAAGGACUGUGGUGGGCAUUUAUUACCAUGACAACACUGGGGUACGGUGACCGCUUUCCUAUGACCUGGGCAGGAAAGCUUUUCGGGAUUUUCUGGAUGCUUACGGGGAUUGUAGUCUACGGAAUCUUGUGUGGCUAUUUAGUAUCUGCAGUUAGCCGUAACACAGUCGACAUCAACAACCAGCUGUACGGAGCACAGAUAUUAGCCAUCGAGGGAUCUCCCGAAGCGCGCCUGGGGAUUCGUCUCAACGCUCAGGUUAACCCAGAUGAAAAGCCACAGAAUUUCGAAGAGCUUUACCGAGCCUUGAGAAACAAGAAAUCGUACGGAGCCCUACUCGAUGCAUAUGCAAUCGGGCACCAGAGGCAUCUGUUUGAAGACCCGAACCUGCGGAUGGUGAGACUGUACGACUUCAAGUCUGCCUAUGGCGUAGUGAUGGCAAACUCCUCAACUCGGAUGACGAAGUGCUUCAGACAUUACAUCCAAAACAACACACAGAAAAUUUUCAACAGGAUCAAAAAAUACGUGCGCUUCUACGAAAAAACUACCGACAUACCAUCGACUAUAGAAUACGCUUAUGGUCUGUUCAGUGCCGAGACUCCCACGUUCCGUCGCACUCUUUACUUCCUGCUGGGUCUACUGGGAACGUUCACGAUUGCCGGGAGUCUGUACAACAUGAGGCGCCGAGCUAAGAAACGAGCGAAAGCGACUGCAAAAGCAAGAUCGAGCGUACACAAGGAAGUAGCCCAGGAGCUCAAGGACGACAUCCAUCAGCUGAGCCUGCGCAUGAGAGAGAUCAACGAAAAGCUGACCAAAAAGCACGCCCGCGAGCUGCUUGCACGCAUGCGUAUAGAUAAGCAGAAAUCCAAGUUGUAUCCAUGACAAUGUCACGAGCUAA
This is a messenger RNA of Nematostella vectensis (starlet sea anemone), 4354 nucleotides long. Its product is annotated as protein sidekick-1. Gene Ontology annotation, molecular function: cytokine receptor activity; cytokine binding. The coding region runs from base 1 to 4338 and encodes 1445 amino acids. Gene Ontology annotation, cellular component: external side of plasma membrane; signaling receptor complex. Lineage: Eukaryota; Metazoa; Cnidaria; Anthozoa; Actiniaria; Edwardsiidae. The transcript is spliced from 19 exons. The record is from RefSeq and is a predicted model, not a curated record. Gene Ontology annotation, biological process: cytokine-mediated signaling pathway.